Messenger RNA from Rubroshorea leprosula, 2072 nucleotides. The record is from the annotation of a GenBank genome assembly. Lineage: Eukaryota; Viridiplantae; Streptophyta; Magnoliopsida; Malvales; Dipterocarpaceae.
AUCUUGCAAAUCCCCAUUUCUCUGGUAGUUGAGUUCCUUGCUCUGGAGGCCAAAAUGGGUGCACCAAACGGAGACCCAGAUCGGCAACCUUGCGGCCAAGGCCAUGGAGUUUGAGCACGACCCAGAUGCUGCAUUAUGGGAAAGGGUGACGAGGAGCAGAAUGUUGGCGGCAGUAGUGGUAGUGAGGAGACGGGGCAGAAUGUGGAGCCGAGAUUGAGGUGUGUUGGGUCUCGAUGGAGAAGGCUCGUUGGGCUCAGAUGCUUCUUAAUAGUGCUGUUGUCGCUUGGAGUUUUCCUCUCUGCUUUGUUUUGGUUGCCUCCUUUUCUUCGGUUCGCAGAUCAAAGGGAUCUGGAUCUUGAUUCUAGGUUUAAAGGUCAUGAUAUAGUAGCAAGUUUUAAUCUUGAGAAGCCAUUUUCUUUGCUGGAAGACAAUAGCUUGCAGCUUCAGAAUGAUAUUUUUUAUGAGAUAAGUGUUCCCACAACCAAAGUUGUUAUCUUAGAUCUCGAACCUUCAGCUGGCUCAAACACAACAAAGGUUGUGUUUGCUGUUGAUCCAGAAGUGAAAUAUUUGAAGAUAUCUCCAACAGGAGAAAGUUUGGUCAAAUCAUCUUUUGAAUAUUUGGUUACAGAACCAUCAUCUCUACGCCUAACAAAAUCCUUGUUUGGACAACCAUCCCUCUUUGAGGUCUUAAAGUUCCCAGGAGGAAUUACCGUGAUUCCUCCACAAAAUGCUUUUCUUCUGCAGAAAAUGCAAAUCCUUUUCAACUUCACCUUGAAUUUUUCUAUUUAUCAAAUACAAGCAAAUUUUUAUGAACUCACAAGUCAGCUGAAAUCAGGAUUACGCCUGGCACCGUAUGAGAACUUGUAUAUAAGGUUAUCAAAUUCCAAUGGCUCUACAGUUGAUCCUCCCACUAUUGUCACGUCAUCUGUCCUCCUGGCAAUCGGGAAUGCUCCUUCAAUGCAUAGAUUAAAGCAACUGGCUCAAACAAUCACAGGCUCUCAUUCAAGAAACCUUGGCCUGAAUCAUACCGUAUUUGGUAGGGUUAAGCAAGUUAGUCUCUCAUCUAUCUUGCAACACUCCCUUAACGGUGGUGAUAGUAGCGCCCCGUCGUGGUCCCCUUCUCCUGCCCCUUUACCCCAUCACCACCAGAACCACCACCACCACCAUCACCACCACCACCAUCACCACCACCACCACCACCAUCACCACCAUCACCAUCAUGCUAAUCUUGCUCCUGCUGUUUCACCUGCUUCAUCUACCGAGAAUGGUGCACAACACGCUCAUGAAGCUGCACCUGCACCUCAUAAUAAUUCACCUGCUCCAAGAAAAAGUUCACCCGCACCUCAAAAGAGUCACGAGGUAGAGCCCCCAAGUUGCCAAUUCAGGAAUAAAACAACGUUUAGAGGGAAGACUAGACAGGCAUCUCAUUCAGCUCCUACUGCCAGCCCUAGUAUUUCUCCUCACCAUUCUUCUUCCUCACCCAAACACCAACACCAAAAGGUGCCAUCACCAUCACCCACACUCAUCUCCCAUUCAGUUCCUGUAUCCACUCCUUUGCCACAUGUAGUAUUUGCACAUGUUCAUCCCCCAUCAAAGAGCAAAUCAGAUGAACAGCAUUCAGACAGGGUGCAAUCAGUUUCACCAUCACCAUUAGCAUCUUCAACUUCUGCAGGUCUUCGAGAUGUUCAAUGGACACUGUCACUCUUAUUAGUUAUUAUAUUACACUUAUAACAUCAAAAUGCGGCGCCACAUGUUGUCUAGUUAUAAUUACUUCUCUGGUGUUCGAGGGACGGCAAUUUUAUACUCGAACAGUCAAACCGAAUGCAGCGAUAGACUAGAGAAGUUUUGUUAGGAAGAGCAAUGCAAAGGGCGUACCUUGCAUUCUGAGUGGAUAUAUUUUGUACUCUUGCACUGUGUAAAUAUUCGAUUAAAAAGUGCAGCUGGCUGAUGCAUUUUCAGGUCAAAGUCAUAUUAGUGGUGGCAGGCUCUUGAUUAUGUGAAUCGCCGCUCACUUGUGUAUUCUCUUAUGCAGAAAAUGUAAGGGAGAUGAACAACAAAAUGUAUGAAAUUGC